AUGGCAAAGUAUUAUGGGAAUUGUUUGGUUGUUGAUUGGACUCUUAUAGAUAUUGAUACGAUGUUUAAUGAAGUUAUCGGUGAUGUCGUUAAGCAAACGUUGGACCCUUUUAUGAGUAAUAUUGUGCAGCAUGUACUGGAGUUUGGUAGAGAUGAUCAAAGGUUGAAGAUUGUUCGUAAGUUGACUCAACACCCGGAUCAGCUAGUUGAAGCCUCGUUAGACUCAUACGGCACAAAAUGUGUUCAGAAGCUGAUUUCUACCCACAAUUCAAAGAAGGAAAUUGCAUUGGUGAGUUAUUCAUUACUAUCUGGUUUUCUGUAUCUAGUUAUGGAUCUGGAUGGAAAUCAAGUCCUACAACGUUGCUUGUCAUGUUGGAGUGUUGAAGAUAAUGAGUUUAUAUAUGAUGCUGCAACCAGAUUCUGUUAUGCUGUUGCUACUGAUGAACAUGGCUGCUGUUUGCUUCAACGCUGCAUUGAAUUCUCCAACGGAAACAGUCAACAAAAGCUGGUUAAAGAAAUUUGCAAAUAUGCCUUUCACCUAGCUCAACAUGAAUAUGGAAAUCAUAUUGUUCAGUACAUUAUACAGAUGCAGAAUCCAAGUGCCAUAGCAGAACUUACUGCUCAGUUCAAUGGGAAAUAUGUACAACUCUCCAUGCAAAAAUUUAGUAUCCAUGUGGUUGAAAAGUGCCUCGAACAUAUUGUAGAGACUAGAGCAAGGAUUGUCCAAGAAUUUCUUGCUGUUCCUUAUUUUGAGAACCUGCUGCAAGACCCAUAUGCCAACUAUGUCGUUCAAUGCGCUCUAAAGUUUACCGAGUGUUCAGUGUCUGAUAGAGCUCAGAUUCUUGAACAAAGUUCAGAGUCUUAUCCAACGGAUAAUGUAAAGAGAGAGAGAGAAGAGAAAGACACAAAACAAUUAUACAGAUUCCUUCCACAAUCCGGAAGUAGUCAUGUUCCCCUUGCAAUUAUAAAGGUUUUUGAUGCCAGAAUUAGCAACCUUCGUGACAAUAGGGAGCAAAAGGCAUCGAAAGACGCACAUUUCAUUUUUGGAGAUUCGGGAAUAGGAAUCCUGAGGGAAACACGCCAUAAUUACAAAAGCUGGUCUGAGGAUGGAAAAGUCCUUAAAAAGUCGUGCGAUAUCCAGGAAGAAGUAAGAGAGUGCCACUAA
Medicago truncatula (barrel medic) is the source of this 1164-nucleotide messenger RNA. RefSeq names its product putative pumilio homolog 8, chloroplastic. Bases 1 to 1164 code for a protein of 387 amino acids. Gene Ontology annotation, cellular component: cytoplasm. Gene Ontology annotation, molecular function: mRNA binding. The transcript has 6 exons. Lineage: Eukaryota; Viridiplantae; Streptophyta; Magnoliopsida; Fabales; Fabaceae. The record is from RefSeq and is a predicted model, not a curated record. Gene Ontology annotation, biological process: post-transcriptional regulation of gene expression.